This is a messenger RNA of Ornithodoros turicata, 3961 nucleotides long. Its product is annotated as testis-expressed protein 9-like. The record is from RefSeq and is a predicted model, not a curated record. NCBI's taxonomy places the organism in Eukaryota, Metazoa, Arthropoda, Arachnida, Ixodida, Argasidae. Bases 3452 to 3760 code for a protein of 102 amino acids. The transcript is spliced from 4 exons.
UACAUGGCCUUCUCUGAGCUUGUUUUGGUUUUUGUAGAUGUUUUGACAAAUUUUGUUGCGAAUCGAAGUACGUGCGCGUGCGCUGUGCGUUUAUAUUUUAUCAUUUCUGCAUUGUUUCUUUUCGUCUUUUGUACUUACAGCUUCGGUUAGCGGUGUUAGUAGUGCCUAUGUGACGAACACUUGGACCGCAUUUCAUGUUGUACGGUAGGCGCGGAACAUGCUGAAAUCAACCUGAAAGUUGUCUGAGAAUUGCCCGAGGAAUACGCGGCCGUCAACGUCAAGUAGCGAUUAGAAAGGGUUCUGCUCCUUUUACGGGUUGCUUUCCCGCUCUGCAGGCCUAGCUCCUCUACUAGGAUCUGUACGUGCUUGGCACUGUGUUUUUCCUAGCCUUCCUAGCAGAUGUAAUUCAGGCUGCCAAGUUGGUGGAGUUCGUUAUGCUGGUAGUGCUGCACAUAGGAGCACGCAUGUAAAGUGUUGCCUUUCAACGAUACACGCAUAGUGUGCUUCAGCACCCGUCUGUUCCGUUAACGUUUCAGUUAGACGUAAAGAAGAAACCGAGGGUACAUGCGCUGUGCGUCUGUAUUUUCAUUUCUGUCGUUCCUUUUUUUUUUUUUUUUUUUUUUUUUUGUUCCAGGUCUCUCGGUUUCUUCUUUAUAUCUACGGUGUACCAACUAGCCUGCGCCCUCUCCCUCCUGUCGAACAUUCCAGUUCACCUGCACAGCGAAAAAAUAAAUGGCGUAUUGCUGUUUACACGCACGCCUCUUGCCUCGCAGUUUAUCUAGCUUUUAUAAUGGCUGCCAAAUAAACGUAAUUUUAUCAUUAUGAAUAAGAAGUUGUAUAGUUUCACCCUUUCCCAUGUUGAUGUUUGUGUGCGAGUUUACAAAUGGCCAGUUUAAAAAAAAAAAUGUUGGGUUAGCAUUCUCCCCAUCUACCACGCAUUAAAUCAGAGUAUGCCCGUCUAUUAGCCUCGUUUACAUUUUAGGACAAGAGUACUGAUGCACAUGUCUUGAUUGGGCACCGACGUUUGCUAAUGGAGUGCCUGCAAAUCAAUGAAAAAAGGUCGCAUACCAGAUAACUCCUUCACUGAUAUCAGAAAUUAUGGCUAGCACACCAUGCCCACUUGACCCACAUGGCUAACCCUGUUUCACGUGGGUCAAGCAUAUUGUUACAUCCUUAUGAGAGAAGUAUUAGUACAGGAAACCCACAAUGAUAAUAGCCUGAGCUUAAGCUACGAAAAAGACAGAUGACACAGAGACAACUAACCCAGUCAUCUCUUUUUGUCACCCAGGCACAGGUUUUUCUCAUGACUGAACUCAUCCACCAGCUCGCCUGGGUUUUUGUCCUUUUAUCAGCACAGGAGACUCCCUUGCAUUCUAAGGUUAAUGCCUGUUCACAUGGCAACAGCCCCCCAACACACCCGUAAUUACAAUCCCAGCAAAAUACCACAAGUUUCCCAGCCACGUGCCUCCAAUUUGUCCAUUACGUAUUGAGCAAUUAAAGUAACGUAAUUAAAUAAUUAGUAAGACUCGACAAAGUACCUCAAUUCGGCGUUGGUGCCAGAAAAUUUGGAUACUUCGAGCAUAACAGUAUUAUGCAAGCGAGCUGGUGUAAGCAUGAUGCAGGCAGCACAUCCCUGAGUCUGGGGUGAAGACAAGGGGACAAACAAACAGUACCACACGUCAAGGCUGAAUUCAAAAAGAAAAAAAAAAACAAGCAAGAAAACUCAAAGUAACGAAGUGGUAAGGUAGACGUUUUACCGUGGUGCUGAAAUUCGUGCAAUCCCAAGGCCCAUUUCUUUGCCACUUAUAAGUUUUAUAAGAACAUUUUGGAUGUUGUUAGCUUCUAAAUGGCAACCUUAGAUGUAGAGUUCAAGAAAAAGAGAGAAAUUGAGAAAAGGAAGUCGCACAGUCUCAGGUUAGGUCAGAAUGGAAGCUGAGAAAUCAAAUUUGCCCAGGAGUUUCAUCUUACGAGGGGGGUGUUGCAAUUCCUUAAAGGGUGGCUGCUGUCAUGCAUGUUCAUAUAAAAUGCAUUCGUGUUGAGGUGCUGGGAAGAUCCCUGUAUGAAACCACUAGAUUACCUCCUUUCUUUGUCAUGGUGAUGACAGUACAACAGGUAGCAUCUCAGAAUCUGCAAUCUCCGGUUGGAUUUUUCAAAAAUUGUCUUUUUAUAUUCUGCGACAGGAAUGGACUACUCUGAUUUUGCAUAUUUGAUCAUUCUUUUGCGAAGUCUCAGAAAAGCAUGCUACCUACAUCCAAAUGUUUUUUUUUUUUUUGCCUUUUUCCAGUUGUAACAAAUUUCAUGAUUUUAGGUGUUGAUAAUGUUAAGGCACUAAUAUCGCAACUGCGUUAAUGUGAAUGCUAAUUGUGAAAUAUUGAAAUGUCAAAGUAACAGUUUUGACACACUGAGAAAAUGAAAAGACUCCAAUGAUUUAGGAAUCCUCUACACAAAGUUACCAAUCUAAUCAACAAAUUAUUAAUGUACCUCUUCGAUGUGAUACACUAGGAUAAAAGCUGACUACAACACUAUCAUUUCGAUUUAUUUGUCUCUCUUAUUUUCAAGUUAACUUAGUUAAUUAAGACACAGACAAUGCAUGUUUAGGGCCUUGUGCUUUAGGGUUAAACCUGGUUAAACCAUUUUUACCCCCCCGAUUCGCAUCAUUGUCACCUUGGGGAAAAACCCGAAAACCCCCGAAGACGAACUUGCCAAAGUGCAAAGAGUCCACCAAUACAGGCAGAGGAGAACGCUACUUCAUUGCAUUACAUGUGCAUUGUACUGCACACCAGAGUAUUGACAGAAGGGAAAAAAAAGAAACAGGAAUUGUUUUUCGGCAUGUUGUAGCUCAUGAGAUACAAAUGCUCAAACACACUUUUGUGACGAGCUCUGACAUCAGAAGAAUGACAGCCUUCGCUAUUCCUGUUGGUUCUUGUAUGUGACCUCUCGCGCGGCUGAGUCACUGGCCCGAAGAUGCCUGCUGUCCAGACACAAAUUUCUUCAUGUCUGUUGCCUCCUUUGCUGUCAGACUUGGAACAGACCCCUACUACUUGGAACAGACCCCUUUCUACCCCUUUCCCUCCCCUGCAUCUAAUGCAUAAACAAAGCUGGCAGUUCACGCAGCGCCCUCACACGUCCCCCUACCCUUGAUGAGUGCAUGUUGGGUGAUGAUUGGGACGGCCUUUGGGUAGGUCCUGCAGGCAUGUAACAAAGCACAGUAAUCGUGUAAACAAUAUCCAUGCAUCAUUAAGAACAAAGUACCAAAAUCAUGCUAUAACAAGUACAUUAUUGUAAUAAUCAUCCAUAGCUUCCGUCAAAGCAAUCCGGCUGCCUGCAGCAGGAACUUCUGCAACCCCCUCCAGAUGCACAUUUAAAAAUCUGCAUGAACAGCACAUGCUGGAGUCUAUAACAUGGAGCAUAUUCGCAAUUCAGAAGCUGGUGAGCCUCACAGCAGACAGCAAUGAGUGACACGGCUUACAGCAAAACGUCGGAGACUUCAGAAGACCCCGAGAAAGGUGCACAUGAGGUCAGCAAGCGAAAGCAUUCACUGUUGCUUGGCAAGUCAAACAAAGUGAUUGCAGAGCUCACAGAAAAGAAUCAACAGCUUGAAAAGCAGAAGUUGGACCUACUCACACUGAUCAAAAAGCAGAUGAAAUUAAUAGAUAUCUUGAAGAAGCAAAAGAUUCACCUAGAGUCUACGAGAAUUAUACAGUUCACAGAAGAAGAGCUGACAAAGCUAUUUGCAAUUGAGCAAAAUGAUCCAGUUUAAGAUGGCCCAAACAUAUUCCAAUGGCUAGAGUUUAAGCAUGUUCCUCGGCACCACAAAGCAUUGUUUGUCUUCAGCAUCCCUCACAAAUUAGCCAGCACAUAUAGCAGCAGUACUACCACUAAUGCAUGCUAUUCAUAUCAGUAUUCCACUUGUGCGCUUCUAAGGUUACAGAACUAUUAAAACUGAAAUUUUUAAAAUAUG